AUGGCCGACAUGCUGUCCAUGUAUGUCAACCUCGAACAUAAGACAUGGGACGCAAUCUUGCCUUACACCACUUUCGCCUACAAUACGGCUGUACAAAAGGCAGCUCAGGUAACUCCAUUUCAAGUGGUCUAUGGCCACACAGUCACAACCACACUGGAUGCUAUGUUACCAGUAUAUGAUGACAACAAUAACCCGUACGACGUCGACGACUUCCUACAACGAGCUGAAGAAGCCCGGCAGUUGGCACGGUUCCGUAUACGCCAGCAACAACUUAGGGAGGCAAGCUACUACAACCUGCGCCGCGGAGAAGUUCAGUACCACUCAGGCGAUAAAGUGCGUCGUCGCGGACUGCGUGAAAAUCCCCUUCGCCGAUACUUUGGACCUUACUAA
Molecule: messenger RNA, 390 nt
Organism: Dermacentor andersoni
Lineage: Eukaryota; Metazoa; Arthropoda; Arachnida; Ixodida; Ixodidae
Source: RefSeq, a predicted model, not a curated record